Molecule: messenger RNA, 3179 nt
Organism: Scomber japonicus (chub mackerel)
Lineage: Eukaryota; Metazoa; Chordata; Actinopteri; Scombriformes; Scombridae
Gene: ddx21
Product: DEAD (Asp-Glu-Ala-Asp) box helicase 21
Exons: 16
Coding region: 64-2313 (749 amino acids)
Molecular function (GO): RNA helicase activity; RNA binding; ATP binding
Source: RefSeq, a predicted model, not a curated record
UACCCGCGUGCCCGUGUGGUUUGCCUGUGUGUCUACACCGAAGGAUAACAACUGGGAAGAGAAAUGCCAUCAAAAAUAAUCUUUGACACCGAGGAUCAAACCAUGGACGAAGACAUCGAUACGGCCGCGGAGGCUAAAGCCCUGAAGAAGAAGCUUAAGAAGAAAAAGCAGUUGGAGGAUCAGGAGCAGAUGGAGGAGCCAGACUGUGAACCUCCAGCACCAAAAAAGAAAAAGAAAAAAGACAAGCUGGUUGCGGACCAAGUGGACGGCCACAUGGAGGAGGCUACAGACAUGAAUGGCAACAGCAAUGAUGUGGAAACACCGAAGAAGAAGAAGAAGGAUAAAAAGAACACAGAAGUAGACACAGAGAAAAAGAAGAAGCAAAAGAAAGCAGUUGCUGAGGAGGCAACCAAUGGACAUUCCAUCCCAAACACACCCCUUCAGACACCGAUCCAGACACCAUCCCAGUCAAGUGAAGACUCAGCCAGUGAAGGAGAAAAAGAACCGGAGGAGACACCCGAGCAGAAAGAAGGAGCCUUUUCCAACUUCAGAAUCUCCCCAGACACCAUCGUGAAACUAAAAGCUCGGGGAGUCUCUUACCUGUUUGACAUUCAGGUAAAGACAUUUAAUCAUGUGUACGAUGGAGAAGACGUACUUGCCCAAGCCCGAACAGGAACAGGAAAGACUUUCUCAUUCGCCAUCCCGUUGGUGGAGAAGCUCCAGAGGGAAUCAGUGGAGAAGAAUAGAGGCCGGGCUCCCAAGGUCUUGGCUUUAGCUCCCACCAGAGAGUUGGCUAUACAGGUCGCUAAGGACUUCAAAGACGUCGCCAAGAGACUUUCUAUUGCCUGUUUCUAUGGAGGCAGCUCAUACAACCCACAGAUCGACGCAAUUCGCAAUGGUAUUGAUGUUUUGGUUGGAACCCCCGGUCGCAUCAAAGACCACAUUCAGAACAAUAAACUCGACCUUUCUAAACUGAAACACGUCGUCCUGGAUGAAGUGGACCAAAUGCUGGACAUGGGAUUUGCCGAACAGGUUGAAGAAAUUUUGGCUGCAUCUUAUAAGAAAGACUCCGAAUCCAACCCACAAACUCUGCUGUUUUCGGCCACCUGCCCCCCCUGGGUUUACGAGGUGGCCAAGAAAUACAUGAGACCAGAGUGCAAACAUAUUGACCUUAUUGGCAAGAAAACACAGAGAGCUGCAACCACUGUGGAACAUCUGGCCAUAGCGUGUCACUGGUCACAGCGUGCGUCGGUGAUAGGAGAUGUGAUCCAGGUUUAUAGUGGCAGCCACGGCAGAACCAUUGUCUUCUGUGAGACCAAGAAAGAGGCCAAUGAACUCUCCAUGAAUACGUCCAUUAAACAGAGUACACAGUCCCUCCAUGGUGAUAUUCCCCAGAAACAGAGAGAGAUAACUCUGAAGGGCUUCAGGAAUGGCACAUUUGAGGUUCUGGUUGCCACCAACGUUGCAGCCCGUGGGUUAGAUAUCCCUGAAGUUGACCUGGUGGUCCAGUGUUCUCCACCCAAGGAUGUGGAGUCAUACAUUCAUCGUUCAGGUCGUACAGGGCGUGCAGGCAGGACUGGAGUCUGCAUCUGUUUCUACCAGAGGAAAGAAGAGGACCAGCUACGCUAUGUAGAAAACAAAGCUGGCAUCACAUUCAGACGAGUUGGCGUUCCCACCGCCAAUGACAUCAUCAAGUCAUCAAGCAAAGAUGCCGUCAGGUUCCUGGACUCUGUUCCAGUCACAGCUAUCGCAUACUUCAGACAGUCUGCAGAGAAGCUGAUUGAGGAGAGAGGAGCAGUUGAUGCACUAGCCGCUGCACUCGCACAUAUUUCUGGAGCCACAAGUCUAGAGCAGAGGUCACUGCUCAACUCUGAUGCUGGUUACACCACUGUGCAGCUGGUGUGUUCUCAAGAAUUGAAUAAUCUGGGUUACGCCUGGAGAACCAUCAAAGAACAGCUCGGAGAAGAGAUGGAGAACCACAUUCACAGAAUGACCUUCCUCAAAGGCAAAACAGGAGUUUGCUUUGAUGUCCCGGCUGACAAAAUCAAGGAGAUCCAGGAGACCUGGCAGGACGGUCGCCGUUGGCAACUGACUGUAGCCACAGAGCUCCCAGAGCUGGAAGAGAAGGCCGGUAAUCGUGGUGGAUUUGGUGGCGGUCAACGCGGUGACAGAGGAGGAGGAUUCAGAGGUGGACGAGGCCGGAGUUUUGGCGGACACGGUGGUCGUGGUAACGGGUUCCGGAGUGGCGGUGGUGGCUAUGGCAACAACAGAGGGGGACACAAACGCAACUUCAGCCAAGCUUUUGAUUACUGAAGUGGACUGUGGACUGAUGGGACUGGCUGUCACUCCUCUGGGCUGGCAGUGUUUUUAUUGGCUGUCAGUAAGAGGGAUAUCAAUGUGUGGCUGGUGGAAAUCAUGAUACAAGCUGAAAUGUAAGCUGUCAUGUAUUCAUAAGUUCAAUAUAUAGCACAUUAAAUUAUCAGUUUUGGCCCUCCAAAUAUAACAAGCAUAACAUUAUUGCUGAGGAAUUAAGUAUAUUUAAGUAGCCAUUUCCCAAGAGUUUAAGAUCAGAUUCUCUGUGUUAUAGUACCACUGGCAGCCAUUUUGUAAGGCCUGAUAUGUGCUUCUUUUAGCAGAUGCAUUAGCUGAAACUCAUGAAAUGACAUUCUUAACAGCUGAAUUUUCACUAUACAGAUUAGUACAUUAUUCAUUUGCCAUGUCUUAAAGGGCAAAGAAUCAAAAACAUGGGCUAAUUAAGCAAUAGUAAAAGUUAAGCUGUAUGUAAUGGAGUAUGUUACCCACUGAGUUUUAAAUAAUGUAUUAUGUUUUUUUAACUGGGUGUUUGGGGAACAGUGGCAGCAAACAGACCAAAGCUGUUGUUUAAAACAAAAUGUAAAAGAUGUUGACAUAACAACUAGUAACCAUGCUAUUUGUUACAUGACUACACUAGACAGCCCAGUCAGUGUGCAGGAGAAGGUGGAACACACUGUACUGUGGAAUGGAAAUAGUGUCGACCUUUACAUUUGAGCUUAGUGUCAGUUUGCUGCCUUAUCUCAGCUAAGACCUUUGUCCCCAAAAAUAUAUUGGAUGAUUGCUUUGCAAUUGCCUCUAUUUAAUAUCUGUCUACUGCUUUCAUUCAUUUGAAUGAAAUGAUGUGUUCAUUAAAAAAAAUCAAUUCA